GAGCAUAGAGCUCUCUUAUUGACCUAUUGGUCUGUGCGUAGUAAUGAGACAUGCAUUCGCCUGGAAUACGUGUGGACGCCGUCUCCAAGCGUUUCAGUCCUUUUCUCACCGCCCUCAACGAUGGCCAUUGCCUCACAGGCUGUAUUCGUCUCUGACAAAACCACAGUUCGCUUCAUUCUUCUCGCACAAUGGCUCCUGGGCCGUGGAAGACAUCUCCAAGACACCUGAGAGUAUCCCAGUACGACUCAUCGCUCAUGUUGCAACCUGCCAAACCACCACUCCAUACCGCGAAGUCGAUGUUCUUACUCCUCGACGUCUUCUCAAGGUUUACGCACAAUUGUCCAAAUCGCGUCUAACUGCAUUGGUUGUAUUGACUGCCAUGUCUGGAGUAGCGUUGUCCCCUUUACCUGCCACAGUACCCGCUCUACUGUCUACCGCAGUAGGAACUGCACUUUGCUCAGCAUCUGCAAACACUCUCAAUCAACUGCAGGAGAUUCCCUAUGACGCUCAAAUGACUCGGACUCGUAUGAGACCACUUGUGCGCCGGGCCAUCAGCCCCCUUCAUGCUGCAGGGUUCGCAUUAGUGACUGGUGUUGCAGGUCCAGCCAUCCUGUUAACUCUGAAUCCGAUCACUGCUUCACUGGGGGCCGCCAAUAUAGUCCUCUACGCUGGAUUAUACACUUGGCUCAAGCGAAAAAGUAUACUCAACACAUGGGUUGGUGCCGUAGUGGGCGGUUUGCCUCCUUUGAUGGGGUGGACAGCUUGUGGGGGAAAGCUGCUUCCCUCGUCGGAUUAUCCUUUGGAAUUUUUCUUUCCCCCCUUCCUCUCGCAGUUGCCCAGCAUGGACAUAUCAAUGAUCGAUAAUCCUCUGUCGCCACUAGCACUCUUCCUGUUGCUAUACAGUUGGCAGUUUCCGCAUUUCAACGCUUUCUCUCACUUAAUGCGAGCCUCGUAUGCCCAGGCAGGUUACAAAAUGCUCUCAGUACUCUCCCCAAAGAAGAAUUCCCUUGUUGCAUUGAGACACGCUAUUAUCCUCAUUCCUGUUUGUUCCCUGAUGUUUCCGCUUUCUGGUCUCACUACGUGGUAUUUUGCCAUCACAAGUUUAGGCCCCAAUGCCGUCUGCACUCGUGCGGCGUGGAGAUUCUGGAAAUCUGGAGGAGAGAAAGAAGCCAGGGCUAUCUUUCAACAUAGUCUGUGGUAUCUUCCUGCUAUUCUGGCUUUGAUGAUGCUACACAAGCAAGGAGUUGACUGGACAGAUUGGACAGGACGCCAAGUAUCUGAUACAGAUAUUUCGAAGGAUGUGGAGGUCAUCUGAAAUAAGUUCAAUUGAUAUAUUGACACACACUCAGAGUAAAUUAUAAUGAGAUACAAUAUACCUUAGUUUGAAGGUGAUUAUACGGCUUUGAGUCUCGCCAUUUCUCUUUUUCUUUUCAGUGCGUCAAGCCUACUCUUCAUGACGCUAACCUUAAUAUCCGCCUCUUCCUGCGCUCUCUCCUCGUCAAGGAGACGAUCCAUGAUUAGUUCCCUCUCUUCCUGUUCCUUCCUUCUUCUCACUUCUUCGUCUGUGUUUCUAUGUGGGGCAUCUGAAAGAGUUUCAGCGUCGACUGACUGCGAAGGAAAGCCUUCUGGGACUUCGGAAGCGAGCUCAGGCUCAGCAAAAAUGGUUGCAUUUUCGUAUGUCUCCCGACGAUCUGGAGCAUUUACAACAGUCUGCUGGAAUUUGAUCCACUCAAGAUCAAUGGCGGGAUCGUUGGAAGUGUGGUUUGUAUUUGAUGCAGGAACGACAUGAGGAGGUCCACUUUCGCCAUCGUCAGAGUCAUCAGAGGUUGGUGGGGGGACUCUGGAGGAAUCCGAGAAGAAAUCGACGGGAAAAGAACCAGGAGCGUCGUGAACUGCGGCGUCAGCAGGGGAGCCAUCAACCCUGGGUCUUUUGCUCGUUGCCUCGUCUGAGGUUGUGUCAUCCUUCACAGCCUUCCUUUUUGCUCCCAUGUUAUCAUGUUGAGCCUGCUCCUCCCUCAAACGUUCUUCCUCCCGUAAGCGAAGAACAUUCAUGCGAUGGGACUUGGUUCCCAGAUGGCCAUCCCAAGCGGACGCAUGCUUGAUGACGGAUCCACAUAUUAUGCAGCGUAGUUGACCAUUGGAUGAAUACGAAGCUAGUGGAUGGCUGACACGCACUUCCUGUCGCUUUGCUUUGAGUAGCGCUCGUACGUCCGACAUUUCUGAGAUGAAGGCGGU
Messenger RNA from Serpula lacrymans var. lacrymans S7.9, 2235 nucleotides. RefSeq lists its product as uncharacterized. The record is from RefSeq and is a predicted model, not a curated record. Gene Ontology annotation, molecular function: protoheme IX farnesyltransferase activity. The coding region runs from base 44 to 1315 and encodes 423 amino acids. The transcript has 2 exons. Gene Ontology annotation, cellular component: membrane; mitochondrion. Lineage: Eukaryota; Fungi; Basidiomycota; Agaricomycetes; Boletales; Serpulaceae. Gene Ontology annotation, biological process: heme biosynthetic process.